AUGCCGCAGUCAUGUAAAGACAUCCGCGCCGCCCUGGCUUUUUGCCUCCAGAACAGCGACUGCAUAAUGGUUGAGCGGCACUCGCCCGGCGACUGUCUGCGCCCGCCCCUCAAAUACACCCUCCCCACCCAGUGCCAGCAGCUCCAAAAGGGCUAUGCAGAGUGCAAAAAGGGCAUGAUUGAUAUGCGCAAGCGGUUUCGCGGCAACAGGCCUAUCGCUGUCCAAGGCCAAUUGGAGACGGGCGCCUUUGGCCAGGGCCGUGCCGAGGCCGACGAGAAGGCGGGCACCAUCGAAGAGAAGGGAUACAUGCUCUAUGCCGGGCGGCCCUACAAGGACGUCAAGGAGACAAAGGGCGAUGAGGAUCCAGAUAACAAAGGGCUGGAGCGGUAG
Bipolaris zeicola 26-R-13 is the source of this 390-nucleotide messenger RNA. RefSeq lists its product as uncharacterized. Gene Ontology annotation, biological process: mitochondrial respiratory chain complex IV assembly. Gene Ontology annotation, cellular component: mitochondrion. The record is from RefSeq and is a predicted model, not a curated record. The transcript has 2 exons. NCBI's taxonomy places the organism in Eukaryota, Fungi, Ascomycota, Dothideomycetes, Pleosporales, Pleosporaceae. Bases 1 to 390 code for a protein of 129 amino acids.